Planococcus citri (citrus mealybug) is the source of this 1062-nucleotide messenger RNA. RefSeq names its product speckle-type POZ protein B-like. Lineage: Eukaryota; Metazoa; Arthropoda; Insecta; Hemiptera; Pseudococcidae. The coding region runs from base 1 to 1062 and encodes 353 amino acids. Gene Ontology annotation, cellular component: cytoplasm; nucleus. Gene Ontology annotation, molecular function: ubiquitin protein ligase binding. Gene Ontology annotation, biological process: regulation of proteolysis; proteasome-mediated ubiquitin-dependent protein catabolic process. The record is from RefSeq and is a predicted model, not a curated record. The transcript has a single exon.
AUGUCUUCGAGCUUUUACGAUUCAGAUUGGAAAUUGGAUGGAUGUAGAACAAAGAUCAAUUCCGAUGAAACAAGGUACGUUUGGACGAUUGAAGAUUUUGAUUUUCACGAGGCCAAAGGCAAAACAUUGAUUUCACCUCCGUUUUCAUCUGUUAAGAAUAAUCAAGUUAAAUGGCACUUGGAACUUUAUCCUAAUGGCAAAACCAAUGCAAAAGAUUUGGUCGGUUUGUAUAUCUUUCUGAAUAAACUCUGCAGUUUUGAAAACAGCAAAACAAUAUUCGCGAAAGCUACAUUUAUCAUUUUCAAUAGCGAGAAUAAAGAAGAAGCCAAGUGGUCUCUCGACAGCAUUAAGGAAUUUCCUCAUCCUGACAUUAAGCAAAAUGGUUGGGGCUUCGGAGAUUUUAAAAAAGAUGAGAACUUUAGAAACAAGUUGCUGUUGAACAAUACUCUAACGAUUCGCUGUGAAGUGAAGUUUUCUGAUAUGAACAAUAUCACUCUUCAUCAACGUGACAUUGAUAUUGAAAUGCCCGAAUGUAACCUGUCUGAAAACAUUGCAUCCUUAUUUGAAAAUCAAACGUUAACGGAUGUUAUCCUCUCCGUGAAUGGUAAAGAGUAUCCUGCCCAUAAGACUAUAUUGGCGGCUCGUAGUCCAGUUUUCUGCGCCAUGUUCACCCACAGUACAAAAGAAAACGAGCUCAAUCGAGUAGAUAUUGAGGAUAUUAAUGAUGCUGUUAUGGAUGCAAUGUUGAAAUACAUUUACACCGGGAAAUGUGAUGAUUCAAACGAAUUGGCCGAAGGAUUAUUGGCAGCAGCCGAUAAAUACGAUUUGUGUGGAUUGAAAAUUAUGUGUGCGAAGAAACUAAUCAGGGGAUUGUCAGUUGAGAAUGCAACGAAUGUUCUCAUAUUGGCCGAUAUGCAUCAUUAUGAAGACCUAAAACGUCAAGUGAUCAAGUUUAUUGUUGCCAAUUGUUCUGAAGUUUUAAACACUGGAGCCUGGUUAGAAAUGCUUUCAUCAAAUUCUAAAUUGGCGAAUGAUGUUUGCCAAGCCAUUGCUCGUAAAUAA